Crotalus tigris (Tiger rattlesnake) is the source of this 3331-nucleotide messenger RNA. RefSeq names its product coiled-coil domain containing 136 (gene CCDC136). Gene Ontology annotation, biological process: single fertilization; acrosome assembly. The transcript is spliced from 11 exons. NCBI's taxonomy places the organism in Eukaryota, Metazoa, Chordata, Lepidosauria, Squamata, Viperidae. Bases 44 to 1792 code for a protein of 582 amino acids. Gene Ontology annotation, cellular component: acrosomal membrane. The record is from RefSeq and is a predicted model, not a curated record.
CUCUCCCCCCGCCCAUCCAAUUUCUUGCUCGGUCGCAGCCACCAUGGAAGCGGCUGGGAUGCAGGGCAGGAGGAGGAGGAGGAGGAGGAGGAAGGCCAGAGCAGGUGAAGUGGACUCCCCCAAGAAGGAAAUGAAGGAAGAGGAGGAAGAAGAGGGAGAGGAGGAGGAGGUGGAGGAGGAGGAGGAAGAAGAGGAGCAGAAGGAAGACGGGGAGGAGAAGGACAUGGAGGAAGAGGAGAACGUGGCCAAAGAAGAACCGAAGAGCUCGGUGGAGGAUGGGAAAACGUCGGAUCAAGAUUCGGAGCACAACCUCCAGGCUCAGGUCCUGCAGCUUCUGGACGAGCUGGAAGAAACCCGGGGGAUGGUCCUCAAACAUGAGGAAGACGCCAUGGAGUUGCAAGGAUUCCUGGAAGAUGAGCGUCUGGCCAGCGCGCAGCAGGCGGAGACCUUCACAAAGCAGAUCCAGACUUUGUACGCCCAGAUGCGUUUGCGGAAGGACGAGUUCGAUUCCCUACAAGCCACAAAAGACAUGGAGCUGGAGCAGGUGGCCCAGGAACUUCAGGAUGCCCACCAGGAGAUCCACAGCCUGCGCCUGGAGGCCGAGGAGGUGGCCGCCGUGCACGAGAACGAGAUCGCCAGCUUACAAGAGGAGCUUUGCCGGCUGAAAGCCGAGCUGGAACGGGUCCAACAGACCCACAAGGAAUACGAAAUGGAGGUCACCGCCCUGCGUGCCGAAAUCCGGAUGAGGCAGGAAUCGGCUCCCGAAAGCAGCGCUGUCGUGGGGGGAGACACCCUCCAGGAGCCACGGCCGCCCAGCCCGUCUCAGGAAGUAGCUCGGCUCAAAGAUGAGCUGGAAACGGUGCAAAUCCAAUACGCGGAUCUGAGAGAAGAGUUCCAGAUCUUGCAGGCUAGCAACAAGCUCAUGGUCCACCAGCUGGAGAAGCUUGAAACCAUGAAAUACAACAAGUACCGAAGCAAGGUGGAGGACACCCCAUCUCUGGAGUCCAUUGCUCAAUGGCCCACGGAUCGCCGCUACUCCCUCAUGAAGCAGCCCUCCAACCAGAAGGGCAGCUGUGUCUCCUUCUGGUCAGUCGAAAUUGUCGGUGUGGCAAGCGACUACAACGAGGAGGAGAGGAUGGAGAAGGUGGAAGAGGAGAAUGAGGUGGACCUCCUGUAUCAGCUGGCCACGGAGGAGGAGACGGUGGAGAAGGUCCAGACCCAGGGCAACAUGUCCCAGUGCAUUCUGGCUGAGAUGGAGAAUGAGGACCAGCAUGGCUCCCAAGAGCUAGAUGUUAGGAGACGACCGAGAAGGAGGAGAGACUCUGAUGCCCGUAAGGGCAUUAUAGCCCAGUUGAACCUGCCAGAAAUGGACAGAGAGGAACAUCCGUCCAACCAAGAACUGAUCAGUAAGAGAAGAUCGAGGAGGAGAGAAUCCUUGAGAGAAGGGAAAGAAGAUGACCUUAAGAAUUGGAGGGAGAAGGGAAAGAAUAAAGAGUUUCUUCUUCUUGACCCAGAACUGAACGAAAGUCCAGGGAGGCAAGGGCAGCAUCACCGAGCACAGCAAGACCUGCGCGAACUGGAAGACAGGUACCGCCACAGCCAGGAGGAGUGGGAGCAGCUUCAGGAGGACCUCCGCCUGUGCAAGGAGGAGAUUGAAAGGCUGAACGGCAACAUCCCGACAGGAGGACGGGUCUCUCCCCCCCCCAGCUCUCCCACCAUCUCCCUCCCUCUCAUAGGACUGAUUGUCAUAGUGGCCCUGCUCUGGUGCUGGUGGGCUGAGACCUCGUCCUAAAAGCCAACCAGGUCCCCGCCGGAGGGAUGAAGCCUUUUGGCCUGUUUGCCAUCUGUGCAGGAGGUUUAAUGUUGUAUUCCUGCCUGAAGAAAUCCAGCAGCAGUGGAUCGCUGACUUGAGAACCCCUCCCAGCCUCCUGGUGGAGAGGAUCACACUUGCCACGCACCCUGUCCCCCGUCCCAACUUGGCAACAAGCACCACCACACCCAACCCAACUUCUCAAAGGAGCUUCUGGAUCCGGCCCCCGGGACUUCUCGGAAGCACCAGCUCAUCUCUUCGGCCAGUACAGGCCCUCGGCUGCCCAUCCUCCCGUACUCUCUUUGAAUCCCCCCUCCCCAGCCUGCACCGUGCUGUGCGUCACAUCCCCCCCAAAAGAGCAACAGGACGAUCUCACAACUAGGCUCCCACGUUGUAUCUGCUCCGACCACUUGGCCUGAAAUGACGGGACAAAAACGCUUCUGGCUGAUCACAUCAGGGCACUGUUUCCGGGAAUCUGAAGCUCCUGUCUUUCCGAAUUGGGGAGAGGGAGCAUCGGGAAUAUCUUGGAGGAGGGGAAACGAGUCAGUGUGUUGGCUAAGCCCGAAUAAAACUCAAGAGCCUUGGUUACCCCUGUUCCCCAACCCUCCCCCUGUGCAGCCUCUCAAUUACCACAGCACUAGCUGAUCCCCAGAUCUGUCCAUUGGGAUACGUCCGACUCCCGCAAUUUAAAUACCGCGUUCGCAAGCAUGAAACCCAGACAGGAUGUUGGGUGGGACGGCUCCCCUUGUUCCAGCAAUAUUAGGGCCUCUUUUAACACUGUGACGCUCCAGAGGAGCUGCGGUCGACCGUUCUAAUUUUUUCUCCAAGAUGCUGCUCAUUUCUGCCCUGCUCAGGAUAGGCACAAUCUAUGCAUUUUGUCCACCGGCCGUUUCCUCUCCUCCAUUUUUGUAGUCUGGCCGUGCUGCUGCUGCACUGGACACAGUAUCGACGGGCUCCUCAGAAGCCCUUCAAUACUGUGUCCGACGCAGCAGCGACGGCCAGACCACAAAUAUACAGGAGAGAGAAAACGGCGGGAUGAGUUUUUGUGAGUGAUCCUUGAUUCUUCAAGCCCAGCGCAAUUGGGUGCGUCGACUCGCCCUCCUCCCCGUGCUUAUUUCCAACCAAGGUUGUCCGCAGGAAACAGGGAAGGUGAUCACGACGGUGUGAUCGAACCUCCGCAGACAAUUUGCCGCAAUCGUACCAUUUCGAUUGUACCGCCGUGACCACCGUCCCUGAUUUCCACAUCGAUGGUAGCAAUGUUGGACACAACAUCACUGGCUGUGUCGUUCUAGUUCAGAGUCUCCCAUCCUCACCCUGCAUGUGGUGUGCAGUCACCUUCUUUUAUGUGUAGCCUUCUCUUGUCCGUUCACAGUUGUUCCCCGCCUCACCUGGGUCUUCUUCCCCACCCCGAAAAGGGGCCCAUUGCAAACCAGCACAAGCCAACCAGCCCCAAAGACUCUGCAGAAUGUUCUCCUCCUUGUCUUCUUGGUUGUAACUCGGUAAAAAAGAGCUUUAUAAAUA